Messenger RNA from Trichoderma harzianum CBS 226.95, 1780 nucleotides. RefSeq lists its product as hypothetical. Gene Ontology annotation, molecular function: acyltransferase activity, transferring groups other than amino-acyl groups. The transcript has a single exon. The record is from RefSeq and is a predicted model, not a curated record. Bases 202 to 1620 code for a protein of 472 amino acids. Lineage: Eukaryota; Fungi; Ascomycota; Sordariomycetes; Hypocreales; Hypocreaceae.
GGGAUCGGCCUGGUCAGAGUGGCCGUAAAAGUGGCCGGCUCUAGAAAUCUGGAGACGCGCUUGACACGAUCCGCCGAUGCGUAGCCCAUGAGCGCCGCGGAUAAUAUAAGAUUACCCCCGACCCGGCGAUUCAGAUGGCAUCUCGGGCACAGCAAAUCAGACUCUAUUCGCACGACAAUCUCUCGCCCAUAUUUUGCAACAAUGGGUUCAAUUGCCUUUUCAGAAACGACGUUGGUUCGACCAAGCAAGGCGCCCGUGCCAGGCCGGAUUUCAGUCACACCGCUUGAUCAAUACAUGGUCAGGGUCAUUCUCCCGAUGAUGGUCAUUUUUAAGAUUGAUGAGCCUUCGCUUCGGCCCAUAAUUUUACAGAAUCUGAAAAGGGCCCUCUCGCUGGCCAUUGACGAACUGACCAUUCUUGCUGCGGACAUAAUUCCGUUAGAUCCAGCCAACGACACAAUUCAACUCGAAUACGGCGAGGAUGCAGGAGUCUGGUUCCACGUCAAGGAGUUGCCAGAUGUCGACUAUGAGGACUUGGCCCAACGCAAUUUUCCAUUCUCCGCCCUACCGGCGUCUCAGUUCGCCCCGAAGCCUCUGGGCCACUCUGCAAGAAGUCCCGUCAUGACGCUGCAGGCGACGUUGAUCAAGGGCGGCCUGGUCCUUACCUUUGGCGGCCAUCAUGUGGUCAUGGAUGCCCAGGGCAUGGGUACCUUUGUGGCUGUUUGGGCCAAGCAUGUGGCCGCGGUAUCUGAAGGCCUGGUUGUCACCGAAAAGCAGCAGCUGCAUCACGAUUCGUUGGAUGCAUCUCAGCUCUUCGGCCCAAGGAUGGAACGCCCGCUGUCCGAGUUCCCCACAUACCAAACUGGCCCGGAUCGAUCAUACGAGCAUAUGCAGGCCAAGAUCCUGCAGAAGGCCGUUGCGGGUGACCACGACGGAAUCGCCAAACUCAUCCGCGUGUCGCAUUGGGCCAUGAGCCAGGAGAAGCUAGAGGCCCUUCGAGAUGCAACCGUGCCACGGACCAAGGAAGAAUCGUCCGUCACUGCCAAUGCCACACUAUCCGCGCUUAUCUGGAAACAAGUCACUAGGGCUCGGCGGCUCACGGAGAAGCAGGUCGCCUCGAGCUCGCUUCUAACUUCGGUCAAUGUGAGGAGGCGCGUGGAUCCGCCACUGGCCCCCGAGUACCCUGGUAACGCCAUUGCUUUGGCCAAGGCUAAUGCAACGGCUGAAGAGCUAGAAGCGCCCGGGGUGGAAUCCCUCUAUGCAAUUGCAAAGAAGGUUGCCGCUUCCAUCGAAUGGUGGACUCCAGACGAACUUUGGUCUUUGACCGGCGCGCUGCAAACCUGUGGCAACGUUGCCAAUAAGCUGCUGCCACCACUCAACUACGACGUGCUAGUCACGGCACCGGCUCGGCUGGGAGACAUGCUCAAGGAGGCCCGCUGGGGUCCGGAGCUUGGAGACAUCAAGGCCUUGAGGUGGGCAUUCCCGGCUUUCAUGGACGGUUUUGUCAUUAUUCUGCCCUCCAUUCACGGAGGAAUCGAGAUUAUGCUGUGGACCGCGCCGGAGACGGCCAUGCGGUUGAAGGAGGACGCGGAUUGGACGAAAUGGGUAACUCAGCUGGAAUAGUGGCUGGCUCCGGCUCAAUAGCUGCUUCUUGACCCAACCACAGGUUGAUGGAUGGAGGCGAUUUGGAACUUUGUACGGGCAUGACUAGCCCGACCCCCCUCUACCGCAGAAGCAGACCGCGAUAUGACUAGUCGAACCAACCUAACACUGCUUUGACAAU